ACAGAAGCACCAUCCCCUAAAACGGUCGGAACCUGUCCACUACGCUAGAGCCGCCGCCCAAAUAGCGAGCGGUCUGCAUCUUUCACCAUUUCUUAUUCGCACUGUUUCGACAUUGCCGUUAUGGCGCUCCCCCACGAGCCAGUUGCCUGCGCCUGCUCAUUCCCAAAUCUCCGCUAGCCUACUCUCCCUCGUCCCAGAAGUCGCUUCAUCUCCUUCACAACUCUUGUCUUUUUGUUCCACCUGCCACACUUUUGUGCGUGCACCGGCUUAGAUCUGGCUUCUUUUUUGGCUCUAGAGAGCUGUCUUUCUGCUCCUCACGAUAGAAAAUUCUGCGAGCAGCGGCUCCGGAUUCUUUUCGCCCUUCGGAUCCAGACACCUCUGAAGAAGUUGGCACGUCGUUCGCAUCACAGAUCAUCUCGAGCACCCAGUCGCCAUUGCCCAACCUUUGUCGCGACUAUUACAACGCCUUUUCCCCGAGAAUAACAACAAUGCUUUGGCAGUAAUCCGUAUUAUAUCAACCCUUACGCUUCAAUAUCCCCGACUAUCGAUAGCUUUCGACAAAAACAACCCAACACUGCCGCGUCACACCCUCCCGAUUUCUAUCUCCCUUGGCCAUUUGAGCCAAAAUCACGUCAUUCCUUGGGCCUAACUGCGGCCAUCGCAGUCUCUGUGUCGUCGAAAAAUGGUUGACGAUUCCGUUCUCGCCACGGCUGCCCAGCUCGUGGCCUCACUCGCGACAGAUCCCAAGAGCGCCACCGCCCUGAGCGUUGGGGUCGACUCGAAAAUCAGAUUACCCGGCGAAGAUUCUCCUGCAAAGCAAUAUCUUGAGAUUGAGCUUCAGAAGCUUGCUCUCAGAAUUGCCCAGCUCGAGAGGAGAGCGUCGGCUGGUGGCAACGCCACCCUGCCCGAGACUCCCAAUGAGUUAAACGAUGCUGUAUUUGGCGACCCAACCGCUGGAGCGCCUCCCAGUACCACAGUUGCUGGACGCAUUGUGCCUAGCCAUCUAACAAAGGAGGCUCUAGAAGGCCUUCACAAGCAUGUUGAUGACCAGUCCAAGCUGCUUGAUAGCCAGCGCCAGGAGCUUGCUGGCGUUAACGCUCAGCUGCUAGAGCAGAAACAGCUCCAAGAACGUGCACUUGAAGUCUUGGAACAAGAACGAGUAGCAACUCUGGAGAGAGAGCUCUGGAAGCAUCAAAAGGCCAAUGAGGCUUUCCAAAAGGCGCUACGAGAAAUUGGUGAAAUCGUCACCGCUGUCGCCCGUGGUGAUUUGACCAUGAAGGUCCGCAUGAAUACCGUUGAAAUGGACCCAGAAAUUACCACCUUCAAGCGCACCAUCAACGCUAUGAUGGACCAGUUGCAAAUCUUCGCCUCAGAAGUAUCUCGUGUCGCCCGUGAAGUCGGUACCGAGGGUCUGCUCGGCGGUCAGGCUCGUAUUGGUGGCGUUGCCGGUACAUGGAAGGAGCUGACAGACAAUGUGAACGUCAUGGCUCAGAAUCUUACUGACCAGGUGCGAGAAAUCGCCUCCGUUACGACGGCUGUCGCACACGGUGAUUUGACCAAGAAAAUUGAACGUCCCGCCAGAGGUGAAAUUCUACAGCUCCAACAGACUAUCAACACCAUGGUGGACCAGCUGCGAACCUUUGCCUCCGAAGUCACCAGGGUGGCUAGAGAUGUCGGUACAGAAGGUAUAUUGGGUGGUCAAGCUGAUGUUGGUGGAGUACAGGGCAUGUGGAAUGACUUGACUGUUAAUGUCAAUGCCAUGGCUAAUAAUUUGACGACGCAAGUCCGUGACAUUAUCAAGGUUACGACGGCUGUCGCUAAGGGUGACCUUACUCAAAAGGUCCAAGCUGACUGCAGAGGAGAAAUCUUCGAGCUUAAGUCUACUAUCAACUCCAUGGUUGACCAACUGCAGCAGUUUGCUAGGGAAGUUACAAAGAUUGCCAGAGAGGUCGGAACAGAAGGCCGUUUGGGUGGUCAAGCUACUGUCCACGAUGUCGAGGGUACAUGGCGUGAUUUGACGGAAAAUGUCAACGGUAUGGCCAUGAACUUGACAACACAGGUGCGAGAGAUCGCAAAGGUUACAACUGCUGUCGCCAGAGGCGACUUGACAAAGAAGAUUGGUGUUGAAGUCAAGGGAGAAAUUCUGGAAUUAAAGAACACCAUUAACCAGAUGGUUGACCGUCUCGGUACAUUUGCCGUCGAAGUCAGUAAAGUGGCGAGAGAAGUCGGUACCGAAGGUACCUUGGGUGGCCAGGCUCAGGUCGCCAAUGUCGAAGGAAAGUGGAAGGACCUCACAGAAAAUGUCAACACCAUGGCUUCCAAUCUUACAGUACAGGUCAGAAGUAUUUCUGCAGUUACUCAAGCCAUUGCCAACGGUGAUAUGAGCCGUACUAUUGAUGUCGAAGCAAACGGAGAAAUCAAGGUGUUGAAGGAAACCAUCAACAACAUGGUUGGUCGAUUGUCGAGUUUCUGUUACGAAGUGCAACGCGUUGCCAAGGAUGUCGGUGUCGACGGAAAAAUGGGUGCGCAAGCUGAUAUUGCUGGUUUGAAUGGACGCUGGAAGGAAAUUACCGCUGACGUUAACACCAUGGCCAGCAACUUGACAACUCAAGUUCGAGCCUUCUCGGAUAUUACGAACUUGGCUACAGAUGGUGAUUUCAGUAAGCUGGUCGACGUCGAGGCUUCUGGUGAAAUGGACGAACUGAAACGCAAGAUCAACCAAAUGAUAUCGAACUUGCGAGACAGUAUUCAGAGAAACACCCAAGCCAGAGAAGCUGCCGAGUUGGCGAACAAGACUAAAUCCGAAUUCCUUGCCAACAUGUCCCACGAGAUCCGAACCCCCAUGAACGGUAUUAUCGGCAUGACGCAGCUGACACUGGACACCGACUUGACUCAGUACCAGAGAGAAAUGCUGAACAUUGUCAACAACCUUGCCAACAGUCUAUUGACUAUUAUUGACGACAUUCUCGAUUUGUCUAAAAUUGAGGCUCGCCGAAUGGUUAUGGAGGAGAUCCCUUACACCCUCCGAGGCACAGUUUUCAAUGCGCUCAAGACGCUAGCUGUUAAGGCAAACGAGAAGUUCCUCGACCUUACCUACAAGGUUGACAGCUCUGUGCCUGACCACGUUAUUGGUGACUGCUUCCGUCUCAGACAGAUUAUCUUGAACUUGGUCGGCAACGCUAUCAAGUUUACUGAACAUGGUGAAGUUAGCCUCACCAUUAAGGAGAGUACUAUUGGUGCUGUGGUUGACGAGGGUGAAUACAUCUUUGAAUUUGUCGUCGAAGAUACUGGCAUCGGUAUUGCUAAAGACAAACUGAACGUCAUCUUUGAUACCUUCCGUCAAGCUGACGGCUCCAUGACGCGCAAAUUCGGUGGCACUGGCCUUGGACUGUCAAUUUCCAAGCGCCUUGUCAAUUUGAUGGGAGGUGACCUGUGGGUGAACAGUGAGGCCGGAAAGGGCAGUCAAUUCCACUUUACCUGCAAGGUGAGACUUGCCCCUGAUGGUGAUGGCAGCGUUGAGAAGCAAAUCGGCCCCUAUAGAGGUCACCAAGUACUGUUUGUGGAUAAGGCCCAAUCUCAGUCUGGUGUCGAAAUGCGGUCUAUGCUUGAAGAAAUCGGUCUACACUCUGUGGUGGUGGAUUCGGAGAAGAGCUCUGCCCUUUCUAAGCUAAAGUCUGGCGGCGCUCUCCCCUAUGAUGCCAUCCUUGUCGACUCUAUCGAUACUGCCAGAAGACUUCGCGCCGUCGAUGAUUUCAAAUACCUCCCUAUUGUUCUCCUUGCUCCUGUCGUCCAUGUCAGCCUCAAGUCCUGCUUGGACCUGGGUAUCACUUCAUACAUGACAACCCCUUGCAAGCUGAUCGACUUGGCCAACGGUAUGGUGCCGGCUCUUGAGAACCGCGCCACUCCUUCGCUAGCAGAUAACACGAAGUCGUACCAGAUUUUGUUGGCGGAAGACAACACGGUCAACCAACGACUCGCUGUCAAGAUUCUCGAGAAGUACCACCACGUGGUCACCGUUGUUGGCAAUGGUUGGGAGGCCGUCAAGGCUGUCAAGGAGAAAAGAUUUGACGUCAUCCUCAUGGAUGUGCAAAUGCCCAUCAUGGGUGGUUUUGACGCUACUAGCGAGAUCCGUGACUACGAGCGCAGCAUGGGCACUCACCGAACACCCAUCAUUGCCCUUACAGCCCACGCUAUGAUGGGUGAUCGCGAAAAGUGUAUCCAGGCGCAGAUGGACGAGUACAUCACGAAGCCUCUGCAACAGAACCAGCUUAUCCAAACGAUUCUCAAGUGUGCCACCCUUGGUGGACCAUUGCUGGAGAAGAACCGCGAGAGAGAGCUCGCCAUGCACGCCGAGGCCAAGGCGUCAAGACAUGGUGACAAGGGUGACGACAUGUCUGGCCUUCCUGUCGUUGACCGACCAGCGCCUCCAUCUGCGGCUCAGGUUGACAGCGUAACAAGAACGCGGCAAGACCUGACAUAUCUGAGCAAACAAUAAUGAAUACAUCCGGAUGAGCCCGUCAUUCGACUUUACCAUUUCUCAUGUAUUUUAGUUUUAUAGCUGGGUAUUGGGAUAGCGCUCGGCAUGUGCGAUGAGUCUGUUACUGCUGCUACCUAUCUCUAUCUCUGUCUUUCUCCAUUUUCUACUCGCAGGAGCUGGCCACGUUUCGGAGCAUUGCCGCAUGGUUCAUAUAUUGGUUUGGUUGCUUGUCGUUCUUGACUUUUGUCUUUUAGCUUGGGGGUUAGUUUUCAUUUGCGUCUGGUUAGAGACAGUUUUCUCUUUUUUGCAAUUCCUAUAUUUUUUGAUUUAAAAGAAUAAAUUUGUCACUUUAUCUGGUAUCAAGUCUAUUGAGUGCUGUAGAAUCACGUUCAUCUGUUCGUCACAACACAGUGUUCGAAGACUCCCAAAAUAGACUUUGUUUGUGUCUAUCUGUUUAUUGGUGCAAUUUCUAUAUAUGUACAUGUAUUGCUAAUUCCUGUAGAACGCCAUCGUGAACUCGUCAGUUUUUCGCUGCGCCAACUCGGUGCCGGCAAACAACUGGUCUAUUGUGCAGUAUCCAUGCCUUUCGAAGCGUCUUCAGUAUCUUCCUUUUCGUUUGAAGUGUCGGUUGCACUUGAUUUGUUAUCCGAACCAUUUGAAGACUCCGCUGCUUUAGAAACAGCCUCGGUUUGUGAUUCAAAUGCUGCGAGGAUAGCAUCAAGCUUUGAUUCCAG
[Torrubiella] hemipterigena is the source of this 5211-nucleotide messenger RNA. NCBI's taxonomy places the organism in Eukaryota, Fungi, Ascomycota, Sordariomycetes, Hypocreales, Clavicipitaceae. The record is from the annotation of a GenBank genome assembly.